GCGCCGUCCGGGCGCCUCUCUCGGCACGUCGGCCUGGGCUCCGCUGGCUGCGCUCGCGGUUGUGCGCCGUCGCGGCCGCCCCGGCCGUGAGCCCCGUGGGGGUCUCCGGGGCCCGGGUGCGAGCCCCUGCGGCCCUACCCGCCUUCAGCCCCACAGUCACGCUCCCGGGCGUGGGACUCGUCCCUCCCCGCUUUUCCCCUCCCGAGCCUGUCGGUCCUGUCAGCCCCCGACCCCUCUCUGUGCUCCCUGCCCUCUACUUGGCGUCAUCGUCCCCUCUGGAGAUGUUUGCGGGUUCGGGGCAGCUCGGUUGCCCUCCGCUGCCCGGCUCUUCUGUUCAUCACCCAGAGAGGCGGCGAUUGACCUCUGCGCUUACGUCUCAGAACUGUGCCUUUGUCCCCGAUCACCUCUGGGCUGUUCUGCACGCAGCCCCCGCGCCUAGCAAGUGCUGGGUCCUCGGAGAGAAAGAGGAAAGGACGGGCUCGCUGCUGGCCACGAGCUCCGACAAUGACAAUCCUUUCCAGGAGUUCAGUUAUGGGUGUGAGAGGCUUACAGGGAUUUGUGGCGAGUACCUGCCCACAUGUAUGUACCGUAGUCAAUUUGAAAGAGCUGGCCGAGCGCCACCGGAGCAAGCACCCUAGCUGCAUGCCCACCAUCGUGGUGGAUGCUAUGUGCUGCCUCAGGUACUGGUACACUCCCGAGUCGUGGGUUUGUGGUGGCCAGUGGAGAGAGUACUUUUCUGCUUUGCGAGAAUUUGUUAAAACCUUUGCAGCUGUUGGCAUCAAGUUGAUAUUCUUCUUUGAUGGCAUGGUGGAGCAGGAUAAGAGAGAUGUGUGGGUGAAACGAAGACUCAAGAACAAUAGGGAGAUAGCCAAGAUUUUCAAUUAUAUCAAGUCCCACAGGAAGCAGCCCGGCAGAAACAUGUUCUUCAUCCCCUCAGGGCUGGCCAUAUUUACGCGGUUUGCUUUGAAGACCCUGGGCCAGGAAACUCUGUGUUCGUUACAGGAGGCUGACUAUGAGGUGGCAUCCUAUGGCCUCCAAAAUAACUGUCUUGGGAUUCUUGGAGAAGACACCGACUACUUAAUUUAUGAUACCUGUCCCUACUUUUCAAUUAGCGAGCUCUGUCUGGACACUCUCGACACCAUCAUGCUCUGUCGACAGAAGCUCUGUGAGAGUCUGGACCUUGAGCUGGCAGACCUCCCUCUUCUAGCCUGCCUGCUUGGCAACGAUAUAGUCCCGGACGGCGUGUUUGAAAGCUUCCGGUACAAGUGCUUGUCUUCCUACACCUCCGUGAAAGAGAACUUUGACAAGAAAGGGAACACUAUCUCAGCUGUAGCACACCACAUAGCUAAAGUUCUUCGCUUACAUCAAGGUGAGAAAAAGCUGGAAGAGAUGUUACCUUUGGGACCAAACAAAGCUCUUUUUUAUAAAGGGGUGACAUCGUAUCUUUUGCCAGGACAGACAUCUCCGUGGAUUUUCCAAAAACUCAAAGGUAUAGCAACUUUGCACAAGCAGGUAGUACCCAUGAGUUCAGACCCUGAAUCCAAGCAAGAAAUUCCUGUGUGUGCAGAUCCUGAAUCCAAGCAAGAAAUUCCUGUGUGUACAGAUCCUGACUCUAACCAAGAAAGUCCUAUGUGUAUAGACCCUGUAUCCAACCAAGAAGUUCCUGUGUGUACAGACCCUGAAAUUAAACCAGAAGACCCCAUGAAUCUGGAGCCUGAAAUCAAGCAACAAGUAACCAUGGUUUCAGAGACUGAAAUCCUAAAGAUUGCCAGGAUGCGCCACGUCCAGGGGGAAAGCUACCUGGUGUACAACAUCCUGACCAGUGGGGAGAUCGAAUGCAGCAACACCCUGGAGGACGCACUGGACCAGGCUCUGCCCAGCCAGGCCUUCGUGUACCGCCCCAUGAGACAGCGUGUCUACUCCCUCCUGCUCGGACGCGGCCAAGAUGGCGCCAGCGGCUGCCCCACUGUCCGGGAGUGGUUUGUGUACUCGGGGAACCCACUGAGGCAUCCAGACCUGGUCAGGCCUCUGCCGAUGAACAUCCCAGGGGGGACACCUAGUUUGAAUCUGCUGUGGCUGAACCAGGAGCUGGGAACGCAAGCCCUGCGCAUGGACACGCUCCUGGCCUGUUUCGACCUCUUGUCUUCACGGGAAGAGCUGCAGGCAGUCGAGAUGCCCUUCCAGGCGCUGUGCUGUCUCCUGACCUACCUGUUCGUGCAGGUGGACACGCUGUGCCUGGAGGACCUGCAUGCUUUCAUCGCCCAGGCCUUGUGCCUGCAAGGAAAGUCAGCCGUGCAACUGGAGGCCCUGCAGCUCGACUGCGUGGACCCCAGAGCCGUGCAGCUGGGUGCCCUGCUGGUCCGCGGCCUCACCAUGGUGGUGCUGGCCAACAGCGUGUGCGGCUGCCCCUUGAGGGUCGGCGACUUCAUGCCCUGGAACGUGUUCGAUGGGAAGCUUUUCCACGAGAAGUACCUGCAGUCAGAGAAGGGGUGUGCCGCGGAGGUCCUCGUGGAGCAGAAUAGGUCCCGGCUCACCACGUUUCACAGCCUCAAGUCUGUCGUGUGCAAGGCUUGCCUGAGGGAGGACAGACACAUCGUCAGCCGGCAGCAGUGGCGACCACACCACUCAGGGCGGUGGGAGAGACAGGGACCCGGCUCCCACAGGACGAGCUCCGGGUACAGCCGGGCUGGACAAGGACAGCACUGGAGAAACCAGGGGCCAGGUAAGAGGGCGCCAGGCCCCCCGCCACCCACCACGGUGCUGUGCGGCUCGUGUCUGCUUCCGACACAGGUUAGAUGCUUGCAGGUGAAUAAACAGGAAGCAGGCAGCACGAGCCUGAGCGGUGGAAAAGACACUCGCCCUCCUCUGGGCUCCAGCUCAGUGUUUCUUACUGCAGUGCACAUGCAGACAGGCCUGGGUUCGGGCAGACUGGAAGCCCGUAGGGAUGGGUGAGGAGAAGGCAGAAGUGGAGUGUCCGGAAGCCUGCGUUCCACAGUCAGUAGCUACACAGCCAGAAGCCAUGUUUCCACGACUGAGAAGCAUGUCUGUGGCUCUUUGUGAGCCCUGAAGACUCGAUUUUAAAAAACACUUAAAAUGAAUCCAAGUUCAGAGUAAUAAUCUUUUCAUGAAAGAAUGUUCAGGUGGUCCAGCUGAGGCUCUGCAGGGACGGGACAGCUGACAGUGCUUAGAAAACCCGGACACCAAAUGUCAGGUCAACACAUCCUGCUCAUCUUCAGUUAACACAAGAAGCACCCGACCCAGGGUGUUCGAGCCAUAAAGUGGGUGUGCUGUGUGUUACACUCCUUUCCACAGACGGCAGUGAGGACGCAGCAGACAUCAGGACCACGGCUUUACCGCCACACAAGGAUCAUCUCCAAUGUGGACGUGGUGAAUGUUGACGUCCAUGGGGACGUGUUUCAGGAAGACACUGAGGAAGCAAAGACACCCUCCAGUGCUUGGCAGGGUACUUUGGGGGCUAGGGACAUUAUAACUCCCGGUUGGCAUGACGAGUGUGGAGGAGACCUGCGUCCACACGUUGCCGACUGGCACAGAGUGUCUUCUAACAGCUGUCUUUGAGUUCAUUACAGUUAAAAGUAUACUUUCCCAGCAAGUUCUCUUCUCACAGGUUGGCCCAGGCCGCUGAUGAACGAGGACCUUUGUAAAAGUUUACUGCUCCAUGCACGUCACUAGUGUUCCUCACGUUACAGCUCUUAGGUUUGGAUUCCUUGUUUAAAUUUGUCAAAAAUGCCACUUGGUCACGAGUUCAGAGUUUCCCAUUGGAAGGUGGAAAUGACUGUUGGCGGUUGCCGUGUUGCUCCUAGGCAUUAGCCAGCCCGUCCUCAUUUCAGUGAGGCACGUGCAGCGGCCGUGCCUGCUGGCUGCCCCAGGAGGGGCCCUCGUCUGCGGCCCUGGAAGCCGCUGCACAGACAGCAGGCCGGGUUUGGCAUCUCCCUUUUAUGUUACGACAGUGAUCUGUAAUACACGUUUGUGGUUCAUAGCCAAAUAUAAAUGAUUAGUCUGCUGUUACCAAUGAGAAAACUGACUUCUUUGCUCCUGUUUUUUGUUUGGACCUAUCGUUAAAUACCUAGAGCUGGACAGAAGCUUGGGGAUCUAACCCAGGCCUCAGGCAUCAGGCGAGGUCCAGAGAGGUUACCUGGGGCUCUGGCGACACAGGUCCUGGUUCUGGCGGGUCCCUGGGCCGCCACCUCCUGCUUUGUGCCCUGGUGUCAUCAUCUUCAUUCGAUGGGUUUGCUUCAGCUCACAGUUUCUCAACUGUGAGUCGUGUACACCCUUGAAAGGAAAAACAAGGGGUGAUUUUUUGCCCAUGUCGAUUUAUUGUUGUUCCUCUGCUAUUAAAAUAUAUACAAACAUGCAUUGGAUUCCUUAUGCCUCGCACAUUCUUAGUACAACUUUCAGUCCCAGACGUCAUGUAC
Rhinolophus ferrumequinum (greater horseshoe bat) is the source of this 4433-nucleotide messenger RNA. RefSeq names its product family with sequence similarity 120B (gene FAM120B). The transcript is spliced from 12 exons. The record is from RefSeq and is a predicted model, not a curated record. Lineage: Eukaryota; Metazoa; Chordata; Mammalia; Chiroptera; Rhinolophidae. Gene Ontology annotation, cellular component: nucleus. The coding region runs from base 505 to 2952 and encodes 815 amino acids.